Molecule: messenger RNA, 1637 nt
Organism: Hibiscus syriacus
Lineage: Eukaryota; Viridiplantae; Streptophyta; Magnoliopsida; Malvales; Malvaceae
Product: ribose-phosphate pyrophosphokinase 1-like
Exons: 8
Coding region: 151-1365 (404 amino acids)
Biological process (GO): 5-phosphoribose 1-diphosphate biosynthetic process; purine nucleotide biosynthetic process
Cellular component (GO): ribose phosphate diphosphokinase complex; cytoplasm
Molecular function (GO): magnesium ion binding; ribose phosphate diphosphokinase activity
Source: RefSeq, a predicted model, not a curated record
CCAUAGUUGGUGGAGGAAAGGAAACGAAGACGAUAGCCACAACGUGUAGAUGACCAUCCAUAAAAAUUCCACCCCAGUACCUCCGCCCUCUUAAAUUUCUAAACGUCGAAAUCCCAACCCUAAUCACAACACAUUAACGAUAAAGAAGAAAUGGCUUCCUUGACGAUUCGUUCGCCGUCCAAAUCCUCUUCGUCUCUGUCUUCUUCUUCUCUCUUCACUCGUGCUUCUCUUAGUCCGAAAAGCUUCUCUUUCAAUUUGUCUAGCCCCCGUAUCUGCGCUUCGAAUAGCUUGUACAAGAAAUGUGAACUGCAUCAACCAGUGAAUCAUGGAAAUGGGAAACCAAGGAAUCCAAUCCUUAAUGAAAGGAUGUUGCCCAAGUUCGUCGAUUCAACUAGAAUGGAUACAACUGCCACCAGAAAUGGUGCUAAGCUCAAAUUGUUUUCGGGCACAGCCAACCCUGCACUUUCUCAGGAAAUUGCUUGGUACAUGGGCCUGGAACUGGGACAGAUCAACAUAAAGAGGUUUGCUGAUGGGGAAAUAUAUGUUCAGUUGCAAGAGAGUGUUAGAGGAUGUGAUGUGUAUAUAGUGCAACCAACAUGCCCUCCUGCAAAUGAGAAUCUUAUGGAGCUUCUCAUUAUGAUCGAUGCUUGUCGGAGAGCGUCAGCCAAAACUAUAACUGCAGUGAUUCCGUAUUUCGGUUAUGCCAGAGCUGAUAGAAAGACCCAAGGGCGUGAAUCCAUUGCAGCCAAACUAGUUGCAAAUCUUAUCACAGAAGCUGGUGCAAACCGUGUUCUUGCUUGUGAUCUUCAUUCUGGGCAGUCCAUGGGUUAUUUUGAUAUCUCAGUGGACCAUGUGCACUGCCAGCCUGUGGUUCUUGAUUAUCUUGCCAGCAAGAGAAUUUGUUCUGAUGACUUGGUAGUGGUCUCACCUGAUGUUGGUGGAGUUGCAAGAGCGCGUGCUUUUGCAAAAAAACUAUCAGAUGCACCCUUAGCCAUUGUGGAUAAAAGGCGCCAUGCACACAAUGUUGCAGAGGUAAUGAACCUUAUCGGUGACGUCAAAGGAAAAGUUGCAGUUAUGGUGGACGACAUGAUCGACACUGCUGGAACCAUUGCGAAGGGGGCUUCACUUUUACACCAAGAGGGGGCAAGGGAAGUUUAUGCAUGCUGUACUCAUGCAGUUUUCAGUCCUCCGGCAAUAGAGAGGUUAUCAGGCGGACUAUUUCAAGAAGUAAUCAUAACAAACACACUGCCAGUAGCAGAGAAGAAUUACUUCCCUCAGCUGACCGUUCUUUCGGUUGCGAACCUGUUGGGUGAAACCAUCUGGCGUGUUCAUGAUGAUUGUUCUGUCAGUAGCAUUUUUCAGUGACAAACCCCAAAGGUGUUUUCAAAUUUAUGCAGGUUUUUGCAGAUAAUGCAAUUUAGUCCUUUGGCCUGUGGGACUGGCUGGGCACCAGUGCUGAAAAGGGACGUUUUUGAUCACAUAGGAAUAAACUUUAGUCCUAGGGGGGAUGGUGAAUCAACACGUGCGUCUCAUAUCUCGUUCUCUCUCUCUCUCUCUCUCUCUCACACACACACAUCUGCAUAAUCUUGCUUCUCCUAGUUUUAUUUUUAAAAUUCUUUUAGCUAAAUUUACUUUUA